This is a messenger RNA of Lytechinus pictus (painted urchin), 4989 nucleotides long. Its product is annotated as CD63 antigen-like. The record is from RefSeq and is a predicted model, not a curated record. NCBI's taxonomy places the organism in Eukaryota, Metazoa, Echinodermata, Echinoidea, Temnopleuroida, Toxopneustidae. Gene Ontology annotation, cellular component: plasma membrane. The coding region runs from base 51 to 719 and encodes 222 amino acids. The transcript is spliced from 6 exons.
GUGGCUGUGCCUUGCUGGGUGUGGGACUAUGGCUGUGCUUCGACCCGAGUAUGAGGGAGUACGCCAGCACUUCAGGUGACCUCCAGGUUUAUUACAUCGCAGUGUACGUGCUAAUAGGCAUAGGCGGUUUCAUGAUGCUUGUCGGAUUCCUGGGAUGCUGCGGAGCGUGUAUGGAGAGUCAGGCUCUACUUGUUUUGUUCUUUAUCUUACUUCUGGUGAUCUGUGCUGCUGAGGUCGGCGGUGGAAUCUGGGCAUACCUCAACCGAGACAAACUAAAGAGUGGAGUUGAAGCAGGUAUGCGUCAGACGAUAGAGGGUGUAUAUUCCGAGGAUACGUCAGUGACAGCAGCAUUUGACAAAAUGCAACAAACGUUGAGGUGUUGCGGAGCAUCAGGACCAGAGGACUGGGUUAUUUCUAAAUUUGCGGAGAGAAACCUGGCUGCUCUCCCUGACUCAUGCUGCACGGAAAUGACGGAAAACUGCGGGGCCAUCGGUCAAGCGACCAUCAAUUCCUUCAUCAACGUUCUGAGGGGUCAGCCAACUUCGUCCAUUUACUUGACAGGGUGUUCCGAAGCACUGUUUGGAAUGCUAGAAGAGAACACUAUUCUUGUGGCUGGAUUAGCGAUUGGUGUCGGUGCUGUACAACUCCUUGGAAUGAUCUUCUCAUGUUGCCUCUGCUGUGCAAUCAGGAGACAAGACGACAACAAAUACUACGCCUAACCCCUAGAUCCUAGUCCUACUUGUAGACCCUUCCCUAGGACCUAGUCCUCCCUUUAGACCUUUCCUUGGGACUUAAUCCAGUCUAGACUCUGGUCUAGUAGGCCUACAGAUGUUCUAACCCACCGAGGACCAUCUCUUGAGGACUCUAUACAAUGCUAAAACAAAUGUGUUAAUUGGGUUUUCAUCGAGGACCACACAAUUAAGAUAUUUUACUUUGGUGUUAGUUUUUUGGGGUGUUAUUUCAACACCAUUUGAUUGUUAAAUUUAUACAGUGUUAGUGUUCAUUCAGCACCCAUGGGUGCUAUGACAACAACUUUCAUUGUUAACUCUACAGUGUUAGUGCUCAUUUAACACCCAUGGGUGUUAUGAAAACACCUUUGGUUGUUCAAUUUACAGUGUUAGUGUUUAUUUAACACCUUUAGUUGUGAGUUUAACACUCUUUGGUGUUAUGUUCAAUCUCUAGGGUGUAAUUUUAACACCUCAGGAUGUGGCCCUCUAGGGACACCAACAGGUGUCAGUAAACACUGCAGGUUUUACAAUGUAGGAUGCUUGAGAGAUUAGGAUGUGAUUUGGACCAUUAUCAAACCGAAAAACAACACUUUGGACCGUAAAAGGCCCACCUUAAUACCCAGAAUAGGAUCCAAUUUAGGACCCUUUAGGUCAUACAUGUAUAUAGAUCUCAUUAUUCCAGAAAUAAAUCACUAAAAUAUGAGUUGUCAGAAGUACUUAUGAAUAUGUUAUGGGCUGUAAUAACAACCUUUUUUCUUGCCCCCAUUUAUUUUUGUAACAUUUGUAUAAAGCACUUCAUGAAUGUUGCAUAUAAAUAUUUUUAUGAUAACAUUUCUUUUUAUUUAUAAUGCUCAGGAAAUCGGGCACCAAUUAAUUAAUGAAAACAGUAAAACAUGAGGCUGAAUAUGGUGUUAAAACUGAAAAUGGGGUCUACUUCAGGGGAUUUUACUCCUAUAAAUAGGAUGCUUUAUUUAAAAAGUAAACCAAUAUUGAUAUAUGAUCUGAUCAUGUAUUACAAAAGGGAUAUUAUCCACAAUACAUUUUGUUCCACAAUAUGCAUAUUACUGUACAUGCUGUCUUCAAUCUGUUUCAUUGCACGUGGUUGACACUAUUGCCAAAUAAUUGUUCUUCAUUUAUACACAAAUAAUUAAGUGAGAUCAUUCUUAACCCUUCUAUGUGCUCUUUUGAAGAAAAAAAAUAUAUAUUCAUUUAUUACUACUGUUAAUUUCAUCAGUUUUUUUAUUGAGAAGUAAAAUGUUUUUACAAAUGAAAAUGUUGUUCACUUUCCGUAAUAUGAUCGAAAUUGUCACGAACCGAUAAAUAGUGCAUUAAUUGCUUUUAAAAUAUCAUUAUAAUGCUAAUAAGUACUUAGAUUGAAAAAUAAAGGAUCUACACUAAACGAAAAUUCACAAUGACAUUGAAUAUUGCAUUUCAAAGAGUGAAAAGUCUAUAAAAAAGCAUAUUUAUUACAAAAGCGAAAUGAGAUAAAAAUGGUGAUUUACAUGUAUCAAGUCAUAAUCGAGAAGCUUAACUUUUUUUACUCAGAUGCAGUGCUUUCUUUUCAAAUGUUUAAAAGCGUACUGUAUAUCUAAUAUAUAAUGCAGCAUAAUAUAUCUUAUAUAUAUUUGGAAUCGAGGAAUAAGUAUAGAGACCUAUUUAUAAGGCCUCAUCGAUCUCUUAUCAUGCAAAAUUUAUACUGGAUAAAGUUGGCACAAAGAGAAUUCCUUUCGGGCUAUAAGAUGCUGUUACGGAAGCUCUGUACUUGCUGCUUAGUAUUAAAUAUUUUAUAAAAGUACACUUUUAAAAAAAAAUCAGGGUUUCCCUCUUAAUGUAGUCCAACUUGUUACCAGUACAUUAGUUUUUACUAUUUCAUAGAAGGUUAAAUAGCUUUUUAUAUAAACCAUUUCUUGUGAAUAUCCCCAAAUAGACUAAAUUAUAGUUUGUAGAACUUUAAACUGUAUAAAGGAUAAUAUCUAUUCUAUAAUGACUACUUUGUUUUUUGUAUGAGCCUAAUUAAUAUAUCUAACGUGUAUUGUGUACAUGUGUUUUAGGAUUGAAGGAGAAUUCUACCUCUUUCACAAAUUCCGCCCCUGAUUGUUGCCAAUUUGAAGAUUUGAGUAAACUCAAAGGCUUUCGUUUUCCGUAACUCUUAACAACCAAACUAAAUCCAAACUGUAUUCUGUUAGUGCUGUUCAAACAUUUUACCUCAAAUUUCAUUAAAAACAAACGGGAUAGCUCAGAUCUAAGCUCCAUUUUGGAGUUAUGACAAAAGUGGUAUAUGUCUAGAAAGAGAAAAAUUGGUACAAAUUAUAAAUAGACUGUCUUCAGACGAUAUGAGAUUGCCACAUAGUCGUCAUACAGAUUUCUCUCAGCUUUACUCAAAUUUUUUAACUUCGAGAUACUUUGAGGUUUUGAAAUUUUGCCAAUGAUUUGCUACAUAUAGUUGGUGUACAUGUAUGUUCAUUAUUGUUACUGUAUACGGUCAUAUAGUGCAUACAAAAAUUGUAAGUCAAAGUCUGUGAAAUUGAACAUACUGAUCCUGUUAGAUGUAAAAGAUAAAGCCCGGUUGUUUCUGCUCCUAUUUCGCUCAUAAACUCAUUUUAUAACCAAAAUAUGCCCUUUUCCGGCAUCUCUGAGUUUGUGAAAGAGGUACUAGAUAUAAGUGUAUUUGAAUGUAACAGUGACAGUGUACUCAUGUGACGUGCACAUGAUAAUUGUGUGUAUUUUGUAUUUCAAAGUGUAUUUUAGAGGCUUGGGUGUAUCGUAGCUAUUUUCAAAAUAUAUAGACAGAUAACUAGUACAGUAGGGAGAUGAACAGUGUAUAUAAUUGCAUAUUUUUAUAAUGCCCAUUUUGUUUUAAAAUGUGUGGUAGUCCUUGUCAACGGUUAUGAAACUUGUUUUCCAACGCAGUUGCAAUUUGUUUUGGAAUGAUAUCCUGUCUCGCGUUUAAUACAGCUCAUUUUGCACAAAUUAUCAUUUUUACGGUUGUACAUGAUACAUGUAUUUAUACGUAUAGAGAGGAAAAAAUAAGUUGAUUACCGCCAUCACAUAUUGUUUUAACAUGUAUCUGCCCUCCUACUAAAGUACCUUUUAUCAAUUUCUUGACAUGAAUAUUUUUAUUGAUAAAAAUCCCUUUUAUAACAAAAUAUAUUAAUAUUUCUUGCCAUUUAGGGAUUCUCCCUUGAAAUGCAACUUAGACUGUGUUAUGUCUUUUCAUUAUCUUUUAGCCUUAAUUGUAAGUUUUUGAUAGGCUCCAAUUUCAUUGUCUUUUUUUACUCGAAAUUGAAUCAUUUUUUAAACAGGGCCCUGUUGCAUAAAAGUUACUAUUAUAGUAACUUUGCCAUCCAAUGGUAACUACCAUGGUAACAAUGCUCAUCAGCCAAUCAAAAUCAAGGAUUCCAUGAAAUUUACCGUCAGAUGGGAAAGUUACGUACAUAAUAGUAACUUUUUUGCAACGGGAGCCCAGGUUCUCAUUGAUCAAUAGCCGUAAAAUUAUUAGAACCCGUUUAGGCCUCAAGUAAAAAAUUAGUUUCCGCAUGUGUAGCCACCCACCCGAACCAUACCCUUUCUGGAUAAGUUAAUUUACCCUAAAAGAUGAAAAGGAAUAUUGUACCGUAUACAUGGAUUUUUAUAUUAGCAUAUAGAUUUAGUUGGAAUUUCAUUUUGGGAAGUGGCCUAUUGAACAUGUUGCAAUACCAGGGCAGGUGGGGGGCAUUUGAUGAAGCUGUUCACAUUUAGUUAGGCAUGACUUUACAUGCGUCGGGUUACCCUCUCUUAUGCUAAAUGGGAUGUCCUAAUGUUAAACUGACAUCACCUAGGAAUAUGUUCCCAUCGAGCGUAAAGUCAUGUGCAACUCCACAAACAGUUUCACGAAACGCAACCUAUCCUCCAACUACUAGCUACUAUGUUACUACUAAAACCAGCUUAUGUUACAGUACAUUUAUGUAUGUAUCCCAUGUAAGCAUGUACAUUUCAGUAGGUCAUGCAUUCUUCACCUAAGACAGGAUAAGCGUUUCCUACGCAAAGAUGGUUCUGCGUUCUCAUCCGUAAAAGGACCAUAUUGCGCUUUGAUUAGAUAACCAGGUUGGGUAAUAAUAAGCUUCGUCUAUGCGUUUCUUUCUUCUUGUAUAAGUUAUAUGUAGAUGUAUGUAUUUGGAUAUGUAUUUGAACAUUUGCUUUAGUGUACAUAACUUAAUCAUGUAAUUCUGUGAUUUGCUUGUAUUAAAUGUACUUAAAAAUAGUACAAUGGAUGAUUAUUAGA